Molecule: messenger RNA, 2656 nt
Organism: Carya illinoinensis
Lineage: Eukaryota; Viridiplantae; Streptophyta; Magnoliopsida; Fagales; Juglandaceae
Product: transcription factor BHLH42-like
Exons: 8
Coding region: 288-2426 (712 amino acids)
Molecular function (GO): protein dimerization activity
Source: RefSeq, a predicted model, not a curated record
CACAUAUCCUCCUCAAAGUCAUCUAACUUUUUUUCUGUCUGCCUCUCUCUCUCUCACCUGCAGGUCUGCCAUUUACCUUCUCUUCUUUCCCAAAAGGCCUCCUCCACACACUUUGAUUUCCUCUUCGUUUUUGUUCAGCUGACAGGGGUUUGAUUUUCAGCUCACCUGAUCAUCAUCAGCUUACCUUUCUGUCUACUUACUACCUUCGAAACCAAAAGGUGGUUUUCUUCUUGUAAUUUUUUACUUUUUCUUUUAACCAAUUCCGGGGGCUGAUAUCCAUCAAAAGGAUGGCUGCACCGCCAAGUAGCCGGCUUCAGAGUAUGCUGCAGGCGGCGGUGCAAUCCGUUCAAUGGACAUACAGUCUGUUCUGGCAAUUCUGUCCACAACAAGGGAUCUUAGUUUGGGCAGAUGGGUAUUACAAUGGAGCAAUCAAGACUCGGAAGACGGUGCAACCCAUGGAGGUUAGUACCGAGGAGGCAUCUCUUCAGAGAAGUCAGCAGCUUAGAGAGCUCUACGAUUCUUUGUCCGCCGCAGAGACAAACCAGCCGGCACGGCGACCUUGUGCAGCCUUGUCACCGGAGGACUUGACCGAGUCGGAAUGGUUCUACUUGAUGUGUGUCUCUUUCUCUUUCUCCCCAGGUGUGGGGUUACCUGGAAAGGCAUAUGCAAAGCGGCAGCACGUAUGGCUCACCGGUGCAAAUGAUGUCGACAGCAAAACUUUUUCUAGAGCCAUUCUUGCCAAGAGUGCGCGCAUUCAGACAGUGUUAUGCAUUCCCCUCUUGGAUGGCGUCGUGGAAUUUGGCACAACAGAAAAGGUGCAAGAAGACCUUGCGUUGAUCGAACAAGUCAAGAGUUUCUUCACCGGACACCCCCACCAACCUCACCCGCCAAAGCCCGCUCUCUCCGAGCACUCCACUUCCAAUCCGGCGACGUCGUCCGAUCACCCCAGCUUCCACUCUCCUUCCGUCCCGGUCAUGUACCCAGUGGCAGACGUUCCUGUCAACACAAAUAAUCCAGAAGAAGACGAGGAAGAGGAGGAAGAGGAGGAGGAGGACGGCGAGUCCGACUCGGAAAUCGAAACCGGCCGUAACAACCGUCACAUUACGACGGCCACAAACCCCCAAGCAGCAGCAGCGGCCGAGCCGAGCGAGCUCAUGCAGCUGGAGAUGUCUGAGGACAUCCGGCUGGGUUCCCCAGACGAUGGGUCCAACAAUAUGGACUCGGAUUUUCACAUGCUUGGCGUGGGCCAAUCGGGCAAUCCAACGAAUCAGCAGCGCCAGGCUGACUCGUACAGAGCAGAGUCAACUCGAAGGUGGCCAUUGUCGCAACAAGAUCCGUUAUUGGGCAGUGGGAUUCAGCAACCACCUUCAGGAACUACUGCUCCACUGGAAGACUUGGCACAAGAGGACACCCACUACUCCCAAACAGUGUCCACAAUUGUCCAAAGCCAAACCAGCCGAUGGGCCAAGUCAGCAUCCCCCGACUACAUCUCUUACUCCACCCAAUCAGCAUUUACCAAGUGGACAACCGCAGUGGACCACCACCUCCGCAUCCCAAUUGACCAGAGCACAUCCCAAUGGCUCCUGAAGUACGUUCUCCUCAGCAUUCCAUUCCUUCACACCAAGUAUCGUGACGAAAACUCCCCCAAAUUACGAGAUGCCGACUCCACAAUGACUCGUUUCAAAAAGGGGACCCCCCAAGAUGAGCUCAGCGCCAACCACGUCCUAGCCGAGCGCCGCCGCCGAGAAAAGCUCAACGAAAGGUUCAUCAUACUAAGGUCCUUGGUGCCAUUCGUGACCAAAAUGGACAAAGCCUCCAUAUUGGGUGACACCAUUGAGUACUUGAAACAAUUACGUAAAAAAAUUCAUGACUUGGAGGCACAUAACCGGCAGAUGGAGGUCGAUCAACGGUCCAGAUCAUCAUUGGGGGACCUACAAAGGUCGAAUAGCUUAGGGGACCUACAAAGAUCUACUAGUAGUUUGAAGGAGCAAAGGAGUGGGGUAACAGUGGUGGACCGUGCCCAUGUGGGAAUGGAUAAUCGGGUUCAGGUUGUUCAACCCGGGCCGGAGAAGAGGAAGUUGAGGAUUGUGGAGGGCAGAAGUGGCUGUGCAAAAGCCAAGACUGUGGAUUCGCCACCACCUCCUCCAUCACCGACAUCGAUGGAGACGAUGGUAGAGGUGUCGAUCAUAGAGAGUGAAGGAUUGUUGGAACUCCAAUGCCCGUACAAGGAAGGAUUGUUACUUGACGUCAUGCAAACGCUCCGAGAACUCCGGAUUGAGACCACAACGGUUCAGUCUUCAUUAACCAAUGGGUUUUUUGUAGCUGAAUUGAGAGCCAAGGUGAAGGACAAUGUUAAUGGGAAGAAAAGAAGCAUUGUGGAGGUGAAGAGGGCAAUAAAUCAAAUCAUACCCCACAAUGACUCUUAGAUAUAUAGUACUGAAGGAUAUAUGUGAUUUUAGCAGGAAUCCAUAAUCUAACAAAGGAUGUCUAUAAGGAUAUAUAUGGAGUGCAAGUAGUGGAUCGAAGAGAUUAACAUGACACUAUGUUUGAAGUCUGUAUAUUUGAUCAUAGCCAAUCAUCUCUGAAUCCGACAAGAGAUUGGCGAAAACUAGUUAAUAUUUGAGACUGAAAAAUGCUUGAUCCAUUAUAAAGUAAA